AUGGCAGCCUCCUUGUGGCUCCGUGCAGCCGCCUCCGGCCUCCGGUGCUGGGGCCACCGGCAGCGGCCCGCAGCUGCCAGCUUUGCAGCGGUGUGUUCUAGGUCAAUGGCUUCUAAGACUCCAGUUGGAUUCAUUGGACUGGGCAACAUGGGGAAUCCAAUGGCAAAAAAUCUCAUGAAACAUGGCUAUCCACUCAUUAUUUAUGAUGUGUUUCCUGAUGCAUGCAAAGAGUUUCAAGAGGCAGGCGAACAGGUAGUAUCUUCCCCAGCAGAUGUAGCUGAAAAGGCUGACAGGAUUAUUACAAUGCUGCCCACCAGUAUCAAUGUAGUAGAAGCUUACUCUGGAGCAAAUGGAAUUCUAAAAAAAGUGAAGAAAGGCUCAUUAUUAAUAGAUUCCAGUACCAUUGAUCCUUCAAUUUCAAAAGAAUUGGCCAAAGAAGUUGAGAAAAUGGGAGCAGUUUUCAUGGAUGCCCCUGUUUCUGGUGGUGUAGGAGCUGCACGAUCUGGGAACCUCACAUUUAUGGUGGGAGGAGUUGAAGAUGAAUUUGCUGCUGCCAAAGAAUUGCUGGGAUGCAUGGGCUCCAAUGUGGUAUAUUGCGGAGCUGUUGGGACUGGGCAGGCUGCCAAGAUCUGCAACAACAUGCUGUUAGCUAUUAGUAUGAUUGGAACUGCUGAAACUAUGAAUCUUGGAAUCAGGUUAGGACUUGACCCAAAACUAUUGACUAAAAUCCUAAAUAUGAGUUCAGGACGGUGUUGGUCAAGUGAUACUUACAAUCCUGUACCAGGAGUGAUGGAUGGCGUUCCCUCAGCUAAUAACUAUCAGGGAGGAUUUGGAACAACACUCAUGGCUAAGGAUCUGGGAUUGGCACAAGAUUCUGCCACCAGCACGAAGAGCCCAAUCUUUCUGGGCAGUGUGGCCCAUCAGAUCUACAGGGUGAUGUGUGCAAAGGGCUACUCAAAGAAAGACUUCUCAGCUGUGUUCCAGUUUCUACGAGAGGAGGAGAACUUCUGAGCGUGCCCCUUGGCAUGGACAUUGUUGGAACAAACUCUUCCGUGGAGCAUCCUUCUAGCUCACUGCACAA
This is a messenger RNA of Fukomys damarensis (Damara mole-rat), 1081 nucleotides long. It is a transcript of the gene Hibadh, whose product is annotated as 3-hydroxyisobutyrate dehydrogenase. The transcript is spliced from 8 exons. NCBI's taxonomy places the organism in Eukaryota, Metazoa, Chordata, Mammalia, Rodentia, Bathyergidae. Gene Ontology annotation, biological process: L-valine catabolic process. Gene Ontology annotation, cellular component: mitochondrion. The record is from RefSeq and is a predicted model, not a curated record. The coding region runs from base 1 to 1011 and encodes 336 amino acids. Gene Ontology annotation, molecular function: NADP binding; NAD binding; 3-hydroxyisobutyrate dehydrogenase activity.